Molecule: messenger RNA, 3338 nt
Organism: Brassica oleracea var. oleracea
Lineage: Eukaryota; Viridiplantae; Streptophyta; Magnoliopsida; Brassicales; Brassicaceae
Product: zinc finger CCCH domain-containing protein 41-like
Exons: 5
Coding region: 306-2969 (887 amino acids)
Cellular component (GO): nucleus
Molecular function (GO): metal ion binding; RNA binding
Source: RefSeq, a predicted model, not a curated record
UCCAAAUUCCCGUUCUAGCGCCUCUCUCUCGCUCAGCAGCUCUUCUUCAAACCCUAACGCCGAGACCAGUCGAUAUCGGCGACGUGAUUCUCUCUGGUUUCUCCUCGUAAUCCUGAAAACUCCGCCGCGGAUUUAGUCUUCAUUGGCGAUCCCUCCUCCGAAGAUGUCCGUCCAUUGCUUUUGAUUUAGGUCAUCGGACCUGAAUCCGAUUUGUUGCUCUGAAGAAGACCAAAAGAGUCAUCUGCUAAGCUAUUUCGUGAGAAUCUGUAAGAUUGUUUUGUUUCGGAAGCUCUCUAGAGCUUUUUAUGAGAGAGACGAGAAGCUCUGCAUUAUCCAUGGAGAUUUCAGUUUCCUCUCCGAAGCAGAGCGUGUUAUCUUCAUCAGAUUGUAUGAGCGACCCUGAGGAGGAGCACGAGAUCAGCGAGGAGGAGGAUGAUGACGAUCGCAACCACAAGCACCGUAAGAAAGAAGAGACGAGUUCUCAGUCCUUGGAACAAGGCUCUUCAGAUCAGGCUUUCUCGCGUCCCUUCAGGAGAAACAAUAGGCAUUUUGAGAAUGGCAGUGAACAUGAGAAACGGUCUCUAGGGGCGGGAGGAUCAGGACACCGUGUACAGUUUGAUAACCAAAGAUCAAGAUCAAACCCUGGUAGAGGUAGAGGAAGUUAUGGUUCUUGGAGUCAGCGUGACUCCAGGUUUAAUCAUCAUGUUGAUCUCUCAUCUCAUAUGGUUCCGGGGAUGUUUGGAGGGAGGGGGAUGGCUGCUCAAACCGCACCUUGGCCUGGGUUUGGAAUGCUUCCUGGAGUUCCGAAUGGUGGCUUGGAUGGUUUCCAUCACUUGCAAGGGCCUCUAGGACCGCCGUUAAAUGGUCCAAUCAACAUGGGUAUUCCUCGGCAGCGAUGUAGAGACUUUGAGGAACGUGGGUUCUGCCUCAGAGGGGACAUGUGUCCCAUGGAGCAUGGAAUCAAUCGUAUCGUUGUUGAUGAUGUUCAGAGUCUAUCACAAUUCAACCUUCCCGUUUCUGUCCCUGGUGGACCUCAUAUGGCAGCUUCUUCCAAACCAGUGCCUGCACAGUUUGGGGAUGGUAAUUUCAUGAAUCCGAAAGGAGCUCAUGGGAAGACCAAUGAGGGUGGAAUGGCUGUUGAUGGUAUGGGUUAUGGUGAUGCAUAUCCUAGUGCAGGUGGAACUGAUUCUUACGAUCCUGAUCAACCCUUGUGGAAUAACAGUGCUGGUGAAACUUCAGGGGCAUUAUCUGCACCAAAUUCUCAUGGGAUGGAUGAGAAUGUCGCUCCAGUGGAUGACAAUAACCAAGAUGGCGCUGUAAAUACAUGUGGUAUUCGAGAAUCAAGAAACAAUCAGUCGGGUUGGGGCAGAGUGCGUAAUAGUCAAGCAAAUUUCAAAGAGAAAGGUGAUACUGUAUUAAAUUCAUCAGCUGGUCUUGAAGGUCAAUCGAAGGAGAUCUCAGUUAGUUUAUCCCGCCAAAACAAUGUUGGGGGAAGUGUCGCAAAAGUUGUUGAUUCAUCAAACACUUUAAUUGAUGCAGUGAAUAAUACAAGAACACCAACGCAAAAGGCGAUGCGGACUCUGUUCGUGAAUGGUGUUCCUCACGAGAGCAACAGAAGGGACCUCAUUCUUGCCCAUUUUCAGAAAUUUGGGAAAGUUAUUGACAUUCACAUCCCAGCAAAUAGUAACCGAGCAUUUGUUCAAUUCUCAAAACGUGAAGAGGCCGAGUCUGCUCUCAGGGCGCCUGAUGCUGUAAUGGGUAACCGCUUUAUCAAACUUUGGUGGGCAAAUAGAGAUAGUAUACCUGAUAAUGGCCUGUCCACUGGGAAUGGUGCUUUUAUGAAGGGUCGUGGUGUGGGUGCUUCUGGAGGACAGAACCAGAUUCCUAUUGCUGCAGCAUCGAAAAGCAACCAUGUAUCUCUUACUGCGAAAGGGCCUGCCUUCCACCCUGGUGGAGCUCCAUUAUCCUCUCAACAGCCUAAGCCUGUGGGGGUCACUAGUGGUCCCAAGGUUACGCCGCUUCAGCAGAAAAAAGCAGACACUCUUGAGCAGUUGAAAGAGACACUUCGGAAAAAGCAGGAAAUGCUGGAUCAAAAGCGUAACGAGUUAUGCAAAAAGUUGGCGACUCUUCAAAAACAAGAAACGGGUGUUAAGGACGAGGAAGCAGAUGAGCCAGAUGCUAAGCGCGUUAAGGUGGACACAGCCUCUAACUCCGGUGCUGCAAUCCCAUCACCAAAAACAGAGUCAUCGACUGAGAAGAAAGGGCCUAUCAAGAAACCACUUUCUAUUGCUAGACCAAGCACAGAAACGCCCGAUUCAAAAAACUUAAAGCAAAGACCGUAUUCGUAUACCACAAGUUUGAACACUCCUAUGGUAAAUAGGUAUAAGUUGGACAACCGCACGACUACCAUCAAAGUUGUCCCUCCUUUGCCAACGGGGUUAGCCGAUGUUGCUGUCUUGAAGGAACAUUUCUCUUCUUAUGGCGAGGUCUCAAAAGUGGAACUCGAAGACAAUGCAUCGGCUGAUAGUGGCAAGGAUCAGGAUGAAACACAUAACAAAACCCUUGCAGCCUGUGUGACAUUUGUGAAACGCAGCGCAGCUGAGAAAGCGUUUGCUAAUGCAAAGUCUUGGCAAGAACACACGUUGCAGCUCGUGUGGGUAACACGUCAAAUCAAGAAAGAGAAUAAAAGUAGCAGUGACAAGAAUAAUCCCUCUGUUUCUAGUGACCACCUUAGCAGCAAAAACAAGUCCGCUGCUUCUGUUUCUAAUGACCCGAAACCAGAAGAUGAAGUCAAAGCCUCUUCUACAGAAGAACCAAAGAGCACAAAUGUCUCUGGAGACGACAAUACAUUGAAUGAACAAGCGGCCAAAGAAAGCGACAAUGACAACAAUAAAAGUAAUAGCGAGUCCAUCGAGGGAGCUGAAAAGGUUGCAGCGCCAGAAAGUAAUGAAGAACAGAUGAAUGGUUAAGCUGGGCAAGAAGACUGUCAGUGAGGUAAUCUUUUGUCUCAGAAAGAUAAUCUUUUAUUUGUUGGUGAAUCUGGUAUACUGAUCUUUUAGGCUUUUUAGCCAAUCAGUGAGACAUUAAUAUUUGUUGGUAGCAAAAGAUAUAUUUAUAGUUUUUUCCUCUAUAUGGAUAGUAGAAGUGUAUUGUUACAUUUGGCCUUCCAAGAACAGUGGUUGGGUCUUUGUAUCAGCAGAUCUUUGUUUUCCUCUGUUGUUAGCUUCUAUAACAAUCUUGACUUGUGUUGUACAUACAUAGUUGGACUUCGAGACUUGCUUUAGUCGAGUCGAAGAACGGUGUGGAAUCUAUAAAACGGCACGCAUUUUUGAAGUUUA